Athene cunicularia (burrowing owl) is the source of this 2408-nucleotide messenger RNA. It is a transcript of the gene MALL, whose product is annotated as mal, T cell differentiation protein like. Lineage: Eukaryota; Metazoa; Chordata; Aves; Strigiformes; Strigidae. Gene Ontology annotation, biological process: myelination. The record is from RefSeq and is a predicted model, not a curated record. Gene Ontology annotation, cellular component: membrane. The transcript is spliced from 3 exons. Gene Ontology annotation, molecular function: structural constituent of myelin sheath. Bases 1694 to 2377 code for a protein of 227 amino acids.
UGUACCUGUUGUAGCCACAUCAAGUGUCUUAUUUUGCCUAAGCUGAGCAAAUGCCAAGGCAGCACUUUUCUCCUCUCAUGCAGCUUACAAUUAAUUUCCAGUUUUGUUUUAAUCAAGGUGAACAAAAGACUUUAUCCUGGUGCCCUAGUGGACUGGUAACAGGCAAGGAAAAUAGCAAUGAUCUUUGAGAAUGCUGCUGAGCAAGGUCAGCCAGGUUAGAGAAAAAAACUCAUCUUCUGUCCAAUCAGUGGACAGCUGGUUGCUCUGUAUUUAGACUGUUUUACUGGUUUUCUUUCCCCACUCAGAAGGUUUGGUUCUUCAUAGGAAUGUGCUUGACCCACCUAAUACAAAUAAAAGCUGGUGAGAAUUGGGGGCAUGCUGCCUUCCCCCAGUGCGUGGCCAUGCCAUAGGGUAGGUCCCUCCGUGCUGACUUUCUAGGGCAGGCUAAGGAGCUGCGGGGUGUUCCUCAGGUGGAGCGGGAUGAUAAAGGCUUCUUUGUGGGUACAAACUUCUGAGCACGGACUGUGCGUGCUGCUCACAGUGGGAAGUUACUCAUCUGAUGUCUUUUGGGCUGCAGCAUGGGGAUGUUUUCUGCAUGGUGAUGGAUACGCUGUCACCAUGUCCAACGAGGUUUGAAGGCAUCGAGUCACAUACAGAUUUAAGUCCAAGCCAGGCACAAGUUUUUUCUGGUGCGAAAUGCUUUAAAACAAGAUCUUUCAAAGACCUCAGAACACUGCAUGGAGCCUGAUGCCAGCUCCCACUGACAGCAUUUGUAAACUGGAGCCUCCAGAAAUAGUGCAAAACACUUCCCGCCGGCCUAGGAGGGGCUCCGACGAUAAGAAACAUCACAGAUUUUAUCUUUUCUCUGUAUUGCGCAUGUGCAAGAGCAUGGCACAGAAGCCAAAUUCCUAGGGCAUCACUUGGCUCUUCUAACAGAGAGACAUGGUAUCUUACCAAGGACAUCAUCCUCCUCCUGCUGCAGAGUAUUGCCUGAGUUAGUGAGGACAAAAUGACUUUGUUAGGCCAUGAGGCAGAGCUGCCACCUGCAGCCUUUCAUCCCACCACUUAUCGGUGAGUUACAGCAUGAAGCAGAGUCCUCUGGAAAAAACAAGAGUGUGCUUGUCAAAUCCAGAGCUAAUCUGCCAAGAAGUAAAGAUCAAAGCUGUCUCAGUAGCUGUCCUUCAGACCUUUCUUAGGAGCACGUGGGCAAACUCACCCAUCUUCUACCAGUGUGUUCAGUUGUCUGCAAAAAAUGUUUGGCUGUAAGCUUUCAAAGACUGGACAUGCCCGGUGGGAAGCCUGACAUGAAUACGGAGCAGAAACCUCAACAGAAAUGAGAGGAGGCAACAACAGUGGAAGCAAAAAUAUUUCAGGCUUGUAAGUGUGCCAAAGACAAAAACUGAUUGCAGGAAAUGUUUCUGCCCUGGUAUGGUGCAGGAUUUUUUUUUUCCUUCCCUUCUCAUUUAAGACUUUGAAUUGACCAUGUGCCAGUGGCGGGGCUGGGGUCCCUUUGGUCCCCCCAUCCCAGUGCAGGCAGCCAGGCAUGUGCAGCCAGCUGCAAUAACCAGAGAGCUGCUGAGGGCUCCUUCAGCCAGAGGAAGUGGCGUGGUGCCAGCCUGGGCUGGUUUCUGCGAUUACGUCCCUGCGGGUGUGUCAGUUAAAACCCCGCACGGGAGCGGCACGGUGCAGGCAAAUGCAAGCGGAGCCGAGACGGAACGGUGGCAGUGUCAGCAGAGAAGAGAUGGCCUCGGUGUGUCCCCCUGCAGCCUCCACGCAGCCCACCUUGCCCUCUGGACCCGCCGUCUUCAAAACCGUCCCCUACGCGUUCAUGCUACCGGAGAUACUCUGCGGGACCUGGGUGUGGAUUCUCGUCGCUGCUACCUCUGUCUCCUUCCCGCUGCUGCAGGGAUGGGUGAUGUAUGUGUCCCUCAGCUCCUGCCUCGUCUCCCUGCUGCUCCUCUUAUGCUACCUCUUCGGCUUUCACAAAAACAGCGAGAACUGGAAAGUGUUGGACAGUUUGUACCAUGGCACCACAGCCAUUCUGUACAUGAGCGCUGCUGUCUUGCAAGCCAAUGCGACCAUCCGCUCUGAGUUUGGCCCCAACUCACCACUUUACUACCAGCUCAACUGUGCUGCAUCGGUGAGUCAGUCCAGAAAACCUUCGGCAGGCCAGAGCACCCACAAUUCCCUUCAGGGACAUGAAGGAGUAAAUAUUAAAGCCACAGCAAAGCCAUCCCAAGCCCAGCAGUGUCACGCUGGUCAGGGCUUCAGCUCCUUGUCUCUUUUGUGCAGCCCGUGUGGGCUUCCUGGGGUCCAGCAGCUCAGAGCCUUGUGUGGCUGCCUCCUGGGAAAUGGUGGGGCUUUGCUGAUUCUUUGACGGUGGAGAGUGCUUUAGGCUUGGGAGGUUU